CUAUGGAAUAUUGGUACGGGCCGAAUCCUCUGAAAUCGCUAUACGUGCAACCAGUAGGCUACAUUCUCAAGAUAUCAAACAGCUUCAAUGUUUCUUAUCAGUUUUGAUACAUUGUAUCGGUUGCCUGAAGUGGUCUUAUAAAGGUGUUUUUAUUAGAUUGUCCUUUUUCUCUCUACAUAUGCUCCAUUGGAACAUGCUGCGUGUGAGAUCAGCAUUCUACCAGUCUUGGAGGGGCUUCAGGACCUUCCCCUGUGCAGCUGUUGAGGUGAAGAAUGAGCCCAUCCUGGGAUUCAACGAGGGCAGUCCAGAGAGGGCCGAGCUGCAGAAGGCCCUGGAUGACCUGAAGGGGAAGACAGAGGAGAUUCCCUGUGUGGUUGGAGAUGAACAUGUGUGGACCAAAGACAUCAGAUACCAGCUAUCCCCCUUCAACCACUCUCACAAACUGGCCAAGUUUUGCUAUGCUGACAAGGAGCUGCUCAACAAGGCUAUCUUGGCCUCUGUGGCGGCGAGGAGAGAAUGGGACCUGAAACCCAUCCAGGACCGAGCCCAGGUCCUCUUUAAGGCUGCCGACAUCAUCAGUGGACCUAAGAGAGCUGAGAUUCUGGCCAAAACCAUGAUCGGCCAGGGUAAAACAGUGGUGCAGGCAGAGAUUGAUGCAGCUGCAGAGCUAAUAGACUUCUUCCGGUUCAAUGCGAAGCACGCUGUUGAACUGGAGAGCCAGCAGCCCCUGGACAGUGACGGUAGCACCAACACCAUGCUCUACCGUGGGCUGGAGGGUUUCAUAGCUGCUGUUGCCCCAUUUAACUUCACUGCAAUUGGUGGAAACCUGGCAGGUACACCUGCUCUCAUGGGUAAUGUAGUUCUGUGGAAGCCUAGUGACACAGCCAUGUCAGCUAGCUACGCCGUCUACAAUGUCCUCCGGGAUUCAGGGUUGCCCCCCAACAUCAUCCAGUUUGUGCCGGCUGAUGGACCAGUAUUUGGAGACACCAUCACCUCCUCUGAACACCUUGCUGGCAUCAACUUCACUGGCAGUGUCCCUACCUUCAAGCGCCUGUGGAAACAGGUGGCCCAGAACCUGGAUGUCUACAAGAAUUUUCCUCGGGUGGCAGGAGAAUGCGGUGGUAAGAACUUCCAUUUUGUGCACAAGUCAGCAGAUGUGCAGAGUGUGGUGACCGGGACCAUCCGCUCAGCGUUUGAGUAUGGAGGGCAGAAGUGCUCGGCCUGCUCCAGGAUGUAUGUACCAGACUCUCUUUGGCCCCAGAUCAAACAGGGGCUCCUGGACAUCCACAAGCAGCUCAAAGUGGGAGACCCCGUGGAGGACUGGAAUACAUUCUUCUCUGCUGUGAUUGAUGACAAGUCCUUUGCUCGUAUUAAGAAGUGGUUGGACCAUGCCAAGUCUUCCCCUAAGUUGAACAUUAUUGCUGGGGGCCACUGUAAUGACAAGAAGGGUUACUUUGUGGAGCCCACCAUCAUUGAGAGCACAGACCCACAAGAAGCCAUCAUGGCCGAGGAAAUCUUUGGGCCAGUUCUGUCUGUCUAUGUUUACCCUGAGAACGACUACCUGGAAGUUCUGCACCUGAUAGACAACACAUCACCAUAUGCCCUGACAGGAGCUGUCUUUGCUCUCGAUAAGAAUGUUGUGAAUGAGGCAGCCAAAGCCUUGCGGAACGCUGCAGGAAAUUACUAUGUUAAUGACAAGUCCACUGGCUCUAUUGUCGCCCAGCAACCAUUUGGUGGCGCCAGAGCUUCAGGUACUAAUGACAAACCUGGUGGUCCUCACUACGUACUGAGAUGGACGUCCCCACAGGUGGUCAAGGCCACCCACGUCCCGCUCCGAGAAUGGAAGUACCCCUAUAUGGGUUAAAAAGACAGUACUCUACCCCUUCCUCCCCUACCUAGGCCUCCCUCACCCAAUCCUAGUUCUGUAGAGGAAUCUGUAGUCGUUUUCUCCAGUCAACACGGACAAUCAAAUGAAGAGAACAAUCCCCUCCUUACUCAUCCAAAUGUUGUCCCUUUUUUCCCUUAUAAGUAUGCACUGAAUCUAUACACAAGUACGAAUGCAAUUAUUAGCUGUUCUAAAUUGAAAGGGGGAGCAACAGUGCCCCUCUCUGGCACUUCAUGAGAUCAGCAGGAGCUGCAGCUGUCCCAGCCAAGCUGCCUGCUAGCUGUACAGAAGAAUGACAAUAUGACAAUACGUCCCGUGGAUCCACAGACAUAGUAAAACCGUGUGGUCUACCAUGGAUUCCACAGACUUGUAAUAAUCAAUCAUCUGUUUUUUUAAUCAAAUGGCUGCUAUGUGCUUCUGAGCCUCUGUUUUACCAUCUCAGUACUGACUGGUCCUGAGAUGUAGGCUACUCACUGUUAGGUUGUCUCUGUCUGUUCUGUCCUGAGGAAAGUAUUCAAAGAGUUGUUAAGCAUCAAAUACUUUACGAAACUGACUCUGUAUUAUAAAAAUGAACUGACCGUC
Oncorhynchus masou masou (cherry salmon) is the source of this 2467-nucleotide messenger RNA. RefSeq names its product delta-1-pyrroline-5-carboxylate dehydrogenase, mitochondrial-like. Gene Ontology annotation, molecular function: L-glutamate gamma-semialdehyde dehydrogenase (NAD+) activity. NCBI's taxonomy places the organism in Eukaryota, Metazoa, Chordata, Actinopteri, Salmoniformes, Salmonidae. The transcript is spliced from 15 exons. Bases 179 to 1864 code for a protein of 561 amino acids. The record is from RefSeq and is a predicted model, not a curated record.